UAAUGAGUAGCUGCUUUGCUACACUGGCUUAAUGAUUUUGUUUUUGACUUUUUAUUGUCUAUGAUUAUUAUGAGUUCUCAGAAACACUCAUCACUUCAGGAUGUCUGAAUGUAUGGUUUUCCGUGGCCAGCAGGUGGCACCAUCUGUAGACAAAUCCAUGCCUAAACCAAUUAAUGCAAGGCCAAGUGCAAAUGUGUAUAUUCAUUAGGUUGAACCCCCUAAAUACAAUAAUUUAAACAAUGUUUACUUUGAAGAACAUUAGAUUUGCUGGGGCUUUAAAUUAGUUGAUGGGUAAUGAUUUGUGAUUUCUUGGAUCAGUUUAGAGUGUUAUUUUUGUUAUAGCUACAGCUAGGAUAGUUAUUAUUGACAUGUCCGACCUUUUAACAAAUCAAUAUGACUAGGAUAUGAAUAUGAUGAAUAUUUCAAUGUAUUACAGAUGAAGAAUGUUGCCUAUUUAUUUCUUGCAGCAAAUAAACAUGCAACCAGCAGAAGUGGUACUACUAAGUGAAGAGGGUUUGGGAGCCAGACCCUGCUCCUUUAAAGUACCCGUAAUUCCUCUCACUAGUUUAUUUUUACCCCUAAAAGGAGGAGGGGCUGAUACCAAAGGUUUGGGAAGCAAAAGAAAGAAACGGCGGUGUUGUGGACACAUUACAAGCGGAAGGAUGAAGCUGACUGUAAUAGCUGUGUUGUGUCUUUCCCUUCUUUUGCUUCAUAUUAGUUUGGCAUUGGCCAAGAAAAAAGUAGGGCUUUUUAAAAAAAUAAAUGUCUUUAAAAAGACCCCCAAAACAACAAAUCUGGACCCCAUGUCUAAGGGUGGGUACCCCAAACAGCCUAAACAAUUUAACCAAGGAGGUUACCCCCAGCAGCCAGGUUAUCCAGCUGCAGGUUACCCAGCACGGGGCUCCCCAUACGGAGGAAGUUAUGGUGGUUAUGCCAGUUAUGGUGGUUAUCCAGGUGGAUACAUCAACCAAAACCCAAACAACCAAAUCCUGAGCCCUCACUAUGGUGGCAGCUUUGGUUACGGGGGCCAUGGUGUUGGGGGCGGCUCUCCCUUUUCCCAAUCAGUUCAUGCAAUGGGCGUGCGUCCCAACGAUAAUUCCAGAGGGUUUGGGCGCAGUGCGAUGAUGGCAGCAGGUGGAGGGGCUAUAGUAGGAAUGGCCCUGGGCUACGGGUUAGGAAGGUUCCCCCGUCCUCCCUUCAACUUCCACAAUUCCCAGGAGGAGUAUUACUACAACAACUACAUGUACAGGAAAUAUGGUGCGAGGUCUACCGACACCAACGACUACAGCAGAGACUACAGGUACAGCCAACUCCCUGAGACCUAUGACGGCUACAUGGACGCCUGCAUGAAGAGGACAGACCUUCUGCCUGCAGGGAACCGACAGCCAAACAGCAAACCUGCUGCCACAACUACAACCACAACUACUUCUGUAACUAACACAGCCAUUGCUGCCACAGCCACUGGCAGCAAUGCAACAAAGAGCAACAACACUGCAGCAGAAAACUCCUUGACCUCUGCACCUCUGCAUGAGUCUGAAGCCAAUCCUGUGCCUCCAGCUUCACAGGUUCUCAGAAAAACUGCUACUGUUGAUGAAGACGAUGAUACAGUCAGCAUCGUGGAGAUCGGCUACCCAGCACUGAUCAAUCAGCUGAAGGUCCGGAGAUGCUUAGAGCUGUACAUGGUUUACUCUGAAAAGUACUUGAAGAGACAAACCGGAGGGGUGCAGGGACUGGAGAUGGGCUCGCGAGGGCUUUUAGCUGUGGUCACCAGUACUAUACUGAUGCUACUGAAUAGCAACAUGCUAAUGCUGCUGCACUGACGCUUUCAUUAGCAGUGAAAGUGAUGGAGAAUGUGCUAAAGGAAUUAAGUAAAUGGAUGGAAAAUUAUUAGGGAGAAAGAAACCUUUUUUUCCCUUUUCUUCAUUGUGUGUGAAUUUCUACUUUAUGUGGGGUUUUUUUGCAUCCUCAUGCAUGUCCUUACUAUUUAUUCAAGGAAAGGAAAGGGAACAGUUAGACUACUAGAGAGUCACCAUGUUUGCAACAAAUAGCACUUCCUUUUUCCUCUUCUGAAAGAGAAAUGGUCCAUUAACUGUACUCUAAAACUCCAGGCUUUUGUUGGCGUUGAGGAGUCUGACCCAUUAAUGUCCAUUUAGAUUUAAUAAAAUAACACAGAGCAUGUUAUUCAACACUAACCCUAGCCAUAGAAGUAAGGAGUGGCACCACCAGUGACUCAUCUUUCUGUGUUUGUGAUGUGUGUUUCAGAAAAAAUUAUUAUUUAUUCAAGGAAACUGGCUAGGUUGUUUUUUCUUUUCUUUUUUGUCUCAGAGGACAAAGCAUGUGCAAGGGUUACUUUGCACCUGUAGGACUUGCUCUGUCAUGGUGAUAAUCUGUGUAAAUACACCGCUUUACAAUAAUGGACAUGCGCUUUAGAUGUAAUAUGAGUAUAUUACCAACAAGGAUGCUGAUAUCGGAAGACUUCUAAAACGGUGAACUUUAAAAACCUCGUAUAGAGAUCACGUCUGUCCGGGUAAAGUUAAUCAUUUUCUUUAUUUGUCAGGCAGACCAUCUAAUUAACAUUUGUGUAUUUAUUACAUAUAAGGUAAUGAACUGGACAGCUUCGCGAUUUACUGAAUAUUAGUGACUGUUUUUUAAAAUACAGGACAGUAAAAAGUAUAAUUACGCUUUAACAGUAAAACAGUGUUGUGCUGUUUACAAAUACAGUAACGUCAGUAGUGCAAAUAGGCUUUUAAGCCACAGCUUAGCACUGGUUUCGGUGCAUUUCUAAAUUUUUACCAGGCCUGGAAAUAAACUGUAGGCUACCAAUGCCAAACUGAUGUCAGAGUUUGAAAACAAACGUUUUGAAUAAAAUAUUCUUUUUUUCCCCAUAUGUAUGAAAAGACCCCAAAAUUAACACUGUAAGCAGUAACUUGAUUACUAUGAGCUAAUUAUUUAAACAGCAUUUGUAAAGCAAUGAUCCUGUCCUAAGCUUUCUGAUCCAUAUAAAGAGUUGGUGACUGUAACCGUGAUCACUAUGAGCGGUUUCCACUGUGUUACAAUUAGCAUGACGGAGUAUCUGUAAUAGAUCAUAUCUACUAAUAUCUUUGUAUUUUAAACCAUUAAUGGACUUUUAUCACAUGAGGUCCUAACGACUAAUUAUUAUAUCUUAUUCAUAAGCAGACAGAUGUAGAUGUAUGCUGUAUCCUAACACUCCUUAAAUUGUUACACUGGAAUCAAUGCAAAGCAAAGUGGGCUUUUUCUUAAUAUUGAUGUGUGUUGUCUUAACAUGUUUCCAUGUACACUGCCAUUGCAUUGUAUGGUAUUUGUAUGUAUUUAGUGUGUUUUAUAUUUUCUAGUCUUUUUAUAAACACACCUUCCUCUUCUGUCCAAUGUUUUGCCUUUCUUCCCCCCUCUGUGGGAUAGCUUGUGAUUGCAGAAGUGCUCUUAAGAAGAUUUAAACCCCUGAUGUACUAAUUCUGAGCUGAAUUCAUCUGCAACUGUAUAUGGUUGCUAAGCCUGCAUAUCAAGAUGUGCACAGUAUAUUACUUAAGAUUUGUACAAUAUCUUUUCUAACCAUAGACUAUGGUGACUUAAAAACAAUUAAAAGGUACUCUCUGGAGUUUUAAUUGCAAACAAACAUCUCGAAUUCAACACGACUGGACAAAACACAUGAUGAACACAUUUCUUACCUCCAUAAUUCAUUUGACUCGGUCAUUAUUCGAGACCCAGUGUGGCAAGUGGGAUAAUUUGAAGCUACAUAAAAUAUAACAAAAACAUGUUGUGACCUCCUCCCCGUUGGUAUAAAAUCCUCUUUGACUUCAGUUUUGCCAAUAAACGAAAAGCCUCAACACCUUUUCCUUCUUGAUUUUUCCAUUUAUUACUCCCACGUCCGCCUCCUGCCGCCACUGCAGAGUACUGUCAUGACCGCUGCAUCUUUAACCACACAUUUCAUCACAACAAACAUUUUUUCAUUAACUGUUGAACAAUCUCUGACCACUAUAGUGAUCAAAAACCCCACAGUGUACCUUUUUUAACGUGUUGUUGAAGCCUACGUUAUCUUGUGUCUGGCUUUGAAUGUAUUUUAAACCGCUUUAAAAGACGUGAAUGUCUUUCACUGUGACGGAUCACAUUUGCUGUGCUGCUGGAGCUUCAACUGAAUACUGAGGGAUGACUUGCACUUUUUGCUUAUCUUGUCAAAUAAACAAAUAACUUUA
Messenger RNA from Micropterus salmoides (largemouth bass), 4211 nucleotides. RefSeq lists its product as uncharacterized. NCBI's taxonomy places the organism in Eukaryota, Metazoa, Chordata, Actinopteri, Centrarchiformes, Centrarchidae. The coding region runs from base 444 to 1820 and encodes 458 amino acids. The transcript has 3 exons. The record is from RefSeq and is a predicted model, not a curated record. Gene Ontology annotation, cellular component: membrane. Gene Ontology annotation, biological process: protein homooligomerization.